AUGCAGGGAGAGGUCAGCGGCUCUGGGGCUCGCUGUGUGUCUCUGGCGGGGGUCUUCUCGGGAGAAAGACAGACCCCCGCGGACGAGCGCCUCCACACACCCCACCGGCCGGCCGCGGCGGGCUCAGGGGGGACUCCUGGCGGCAGGGCGAGGGAGCGCCAGGCGGCUGUUGGGUACCGCAAGCUGAGAACACUCCUGUGGGUCUGGGCAACUCUGCAGCUGUGGAACAUGAGCCUGUCUCUCUCUGGCAACACCCUGCGGGUGACUCUGGAACUUCCCGUCCACAGAGGGAAGGAUUCCACCCUGGCCUACGAAGACCUGCACCCCGGCGGCUGGAGCAAGUACCGCGUCUAUGUCCGGAGGGUGUCCGAUAACACUGAGCAGGUGCUUGUGGAAAGCAACCGGACUUUUGAGCUCCCUCUGCUGUCCUGGGGUGAGCGGUAUUGUCUCAGCGUGGAGCCCCACCUGCCCUCCCGGCCCAAUCCUGCCAAGCGGACAGAAGAGCAGUGCAUCUCGACCCCUCCCCCGGAAGGUGGCGCCUGGGCCACGGCGAUCCUCAGCUCGGCCCUCCUCAGCCUGGUGGCUCUUGGCACUCUAGCAGCGGCCUGGGUCCGUGCCCGUGUGAAGAAGCCCAUGGAGACCCCGUCGGUGCUGAAAUCUUUCCGGAAGCAGACCUCCCCCUGGCUGCGGAGUGAGCCCUGGACUCUCGGGAUGAGCGGCGGGGACCCAUGCUCAGACGUGGAGUCCAUCCACCCGAUUCCCCUGGGGCUGAAGGCCCACCCCCACCCCUACCCGGCCCGUGCGAGCCACUCCGGGAGGGCAGCCUGUCGAGUCCCAGAGCAGGUGAUGUGCUGGACGCCAGAAGCCGUCCCCAGCAGCAAGGCAGGAGGCCCACGGCUCAGAGACCGGACAGACGGCAGCGGCUGCAGCACGGACAGCGGCAUCUGCCUGCAGGACCCCCCGGGCAGCCACAGCCUCCUCCCACCCACAGGACCACAGGGGGGGCGUGGGGGGCAAUCACCAGGAAGCAGCAAAGAGGGCUGUGGCCUGGAGCCGGAGGAAGAGGGGCUCCCGCUAGGGCCCCCCGCCCCUGAGGCACCGCCGGUGGGCCUGGACACCGGAGAGGCACUGGCGCAAGCGGUCCCGCCCCACGCUCGGGUCUCCAGGGGCCAGAGGCAGGCAGGGGGCCCAGGGGAGGCUCUGGGCUCUUCCGGCUGCCCCCCCGGCCCCGAGGGCGUGGCCAAGCCCGUUCUGGCCUCUGGCUACUUGAAGCAGGCCUCCGUCGCCGUCCUCCCUUCCCCGGGGGCCCAGGGGGCUGAUGCUCCGGAGGCCAGCUGGGGGCCCCCCAUGGGCAGUGCGCGCCUGGGGCGGCGGCUCUCGCUGUCCAGCUUGGCCCCGGGUGGGUUGGAACCCCUGCCGUGCCUGCCACCGGAGUCCCCCAAGGCCCUCCUGGCUUCCGGCUUCCUGGGGCAGGAGCCUGCCUGGCCUUCCGCCCACCUCUCCCUCUUGUGCGCCAGCGCACACCUCAGCCUGAGCUUCCCCAGGUGCCGCGUCUGA
Messenger RNA from Gekko japonicus, 1557 nucleotides. RefSeq names its product interleukin 10 receptor subunit alpha (gene IL10RA). NCBI's taxonomy places the organism in Eukaryota, Metazoa, Chordata, Lepidosauria, Squamata, Gekkonidae. Gene Ontology annotation, molecular function: protein binding. The record is from RefSeq and is a predicted model, not a curated record. The coding region runs from base 1 to 1557 and encodes 518 amino acids. The transcript is spliced from 5 exons.